Molecule: messenger RNA, 1182 nt
Organism: Aspergillus ibericus CBS 121593
Lineage: Eukaryota; Fungi; Ascomycota; Eurotiomycetes; Eurotiales; Aspergillaceae
Product: spherulation-specific family 4 protein
Exons: 3
Coding region: 251-1009 (252 amino acids)
Source: RefSeq, a predicted model, not a curated record
UCUGGCCCAAUUCCGCUAUGGCCAGAGAGCCCACUUGUUAGCUCGUUUCGUCCCUCGAUUUUGGCGCGCACGGUUUCAUUGCUUCCUUAGCCUUGAACUUAGCAGAAUGGGGCAAGAAAAACACGUGAGUGACCGGCGGUGCCUGCAAAGCCGGCGCUCGCGACUCAUUCUGGCAGUCCUUGUUUUUAUUGCUCUUCUCGCCGUCGUCAUACCGCCAGCCGUGGUGUUGACCCUACACAAGAAAUUCACCAUGGGUCCUAAGGCUUCGGUGUUUGUCCCGCUCUAUGUUUACCCUGCUCCGGGAGCAUGGGAUCCAUUGGAAAAGGUGAUCUCUGCCCAUCGGGAUGUGAACUUCACCGUGGUGAUCAAUCCUGGUAGUGGACCAGGGCCUAACGCCUUGCCCGAUGCCAACUACACGCGUGAAGUCCCCAAGCUGGCGGCUUAUGGCAAUGUGCGACUGCUGGGGUAUGUUGCGACGACCUACGCCCAGCGCAACCUGUCGUUGGUGCGGCGGGACAUCGAGACGUAUGCAGCCUGGCCGACCAACAGUUCGAACCCCAACUUGGCGGUUCGGGGCAUAUUUUUCGACGAAACCCCCCAGCAAUACGACAAUCGUACCUUGGCAUAUCUCGAGGAAUUGACGACAGUGGUGAAGACGACCCCAGGCCUGGGGCCGGAUCAUUUUGUGGUUCACAAUCCCGGAGCGAUUCCUGAUGCCCGCUACUUGCCGACGGCUGAUUCGACGGUGGUGUUCGAGGCGACCUACGAUACGUUCUUAGAGCGCGACGGGGCUAAACUGUUUGAGGACAUCCCGAACAGUACUCGCAGUCAGCUGUGCGCCGUGGUCCACUCGGUGCCAACCAGCGUGGAAGGGAAUCAUUUUCGCGACCUGGUGAAGCAGGUGCGCCGGGUGGCGGACGAGAUCUUCAUCACCCAUCUGGAUACCGAUUACUAUGCCAGUUUCGGGGGGCAGUGGGAGGAAUUUGUGGAAUUGAUGGCUCGAUCGUGAGCUGCGUGCAUUUGAGCGAGCGAAUGUUUUCGGUAUAUAUUAUGACGUAUGAACAUCGUUGAUCGGUUGUACAUGACUUGGCUGGAUGAAUCCGACCGUGAAGACUUAGUAAAUAGUUAGGCAGAAACAUGCUACUCCCAUACUAGCUAGCUACUGGCAUACAUCCAUCUCUA